CCCCACAUUUCUGUUAACAGAAACGAGUGGACAACAAACAAGCACAAAUCGGAACACUUGCUCUGGUAGAGAGGGAGAUAGAGAGAGAGAGAGAGAGAGAGGAUGGCCGCAAAUCUUGUCCAUGGCGUCCAUCACCUCCACUGCCACCAGAUAUCACGGCAACAAUGUUUCAAUCACCACCGUGGUCAGACCUCCAUUAACGUGACGACGGUAACUUCAAAUCUGAAGCGAUCAAUUACGCUGCCGAGGCAAAUCAGGGUUCCUAGAACACCUCCAGUGAUCCGUAGAUUCACUAGAAUUUCUGCAUCACUUGACCUAACAGAAGACAAUGUUAAGCUGGUUUUAGAUGAUGCUCGAACGAAGUUUUCGCACCUAUUUGAUACAUCAGUUGGGAUGACAGGAGUUGCAGAAUUGUCCGAAGUCGAUGGACCAUUUGUGAAGAUUAGGCUCAAAGGUCGAUUCUGGCAUGAACGUUCACUGGUGUUAGCCAGGCUUGGGAACUAUAUGAAGGAAAGGAUUCCGGAGAUAUUGGAGGUGGAUAUUGAAGAUGAGAAGCAAUUGGAUGACAGCCCUGAAAACUUUUGAGCUUUUGGAUUCUAGUUUCACAGCAUAUGCCACAAUCUUGUAAGCAUUCAUCUGAUUAGUAACACCUAGAUACCAUUGAACAUAGCUUUCAUAUAUCGAAUGCAAUAUCUCAUCUUCGUAUUUUAAGUUUAAUUCGUAAUAGUUUAGACAU
This is a messenger RNA of Cynara cardunculus var. scolymus (artichoke), 736 nucleotides long. RefSeq lists its product as uncharacterized. The transcript is spliced from 4 exons. The record is from RefSeq and is a predicted model, not a curated record. NCBI's taxonomy places the organism in Eukaryota, Viridiplantae, Streptophyta, Magnoliopsida, Asterales, Asteraceae. The coding region runs from base 103 to 585 and encodes 160 amino acids.